Molecule: messenger RNA, 597 nt
Organism: Dendronephthya gigantea
Lineage: Eukaryota; Metazoa; Cnidaria; Anthozoa; Malacalcyonacea; Nephtheidae
Exons: 6
Coding region: 59-475 (138 amino acids)
Source: RefSeq, a predicted model, not a curated record
AUAGCAUCCCAGGUAGUUUUUCAGAACGGCGAUGCAUUAGGGUCGAGCGAAAAGAAAGAUGUGCAACAAGCUGGCACAUUUACGGUGCAAUCAUCUCAACCUGUGUGUAUUAAAAGUAAACUCUGCAUGGCAGGUUCAUGUUCAACAGCCAGCGAAUGACGGUUGGAAGAGGAAGCAACUGGAUGUUUGGUCAACCAGCAAAGCAGCUGGUGGCGUCAAAGGCUAUUCUCUGCUAGUUGGGCUAUUCCCUAUAGUUAUGCUGAUCGGAUUCAUAUCUUUACAAUUACGUGUGGCUCCAGGAAAUCUGAUCAGAACUUUUCAUGCUACAGCGAUAUACCAGUGGAAAUUCAAAACCUACAUGUCAUCAAGAAACAUCAGAUGUUUGUUGGAAUCCUCAAAAGUUCUAAACUCUUCGUACAAAAACAGGAACAACGUGAACUACUUGACAAAAAUGGGGAUUGCAAUAGAGUUUUGAUCUAUGGAACCGACUUGAGACACAAAAAACUAUUUUUGUUGAGCCACGACGAAAAAACGAAUUUACAGAGGCAAUGGAAGGAUUUUAUGAAAACGUUCGCAACCCAUGCAGAGAACAAGCGU